This is a messenger RNA of Tachysurus vachellii, 5052 nucleotides long. It is a transcript of the gene tmf1, whose product is annotated as TATA element modulatory factor 1. Gene Ontology annotation, cellular component: Golgi apparatus; endoplasmic reticulum. The coding region runs from base 360 to 3734 and encodes 1124 amino acids. The transcript is spliced from 17 exons. NCBI's taxonomy places the organism in Eukaryota, Metazoa, Chordata, Actinopteri, Siluriformes, Bagridae. The record is from RefSeq and is a predicted model, not a curated record.
UGCUACGUGGACCGGAAGUAGAAGCGUAGCGACUCAUCAGCCCUGGACUUGAGAUGUAACUCCAAAACAAAACAGGAGCCGAGAGUUUACAGCUCACCGUUGAACACAAUGUCGGAAUGACGCCUCGUUGUUUGUUAUGAUUCUAUACGACAAAGGAUUUGGGCGGUAAUCAGACUGAGGUGUAAUGACAAAAAUACGUAUUUCUGUCGAGUUUGUUAGCCGGUUAGCGGCCUAGCAUGCUAACAGUGACGACUUAGCAGCUUAGCUUAACGUGACAGUUCGCUGUAGCUUCAGCUUUCUAUAUGAUACGUGACAAUGUGGUUUUAAAUAAGGUUUUCUGCUGCUAAGCCGAGAGCAAAAUGAGUUGGUUCAACGCUUCCCAUUUGUCCAGUUUCGCUAAACAAGCUCUGAGCACCGCACAGAAAUCCAUCGACCGAGUUUUGGAUAUAAAAGAAGAGGAUCAGUGGGGCGACGCCAUCACACCUAGUUUAGACGAUGUACAGAGCAAGCCAGUAUCCACAGGCUGGGGGAUGAACCAGUGGGAUUCUCCUUCAGAGGAAUGCCCAAAGACCCUCACUCCUUCAUCUGAGGCCAUCACUAAACCGGUCACUCGCACUGUGGUUGAUGAAACAGAGAGUUUCUUCAGUGCCUUCUUGUCUCCUGGGGAUGGGCAGCCGGUCAAGAAGUCUACGGUGGUGUCCGUGGCACCGACCAAAUCCUACCGCCGACUGCAGGAGAACUCGGAAAAUGAGACGCAACCGUCUGCCAAGGAUGACGUAGACUCUUCCACACUUUCUCAGGAAGAUCUGAGUAAACAAAGCAGUGUACAAAUAGCAGAGAACCAGCCAGAGGAGGUGAAGUCAAAAGAAGAAGCUUUAUUUCUGGAGGCUGUUCUGGAGGAAACAGAAAAUGUGGAGGACACUGAGAGCAAAACAGAGACACAGGAUUCCGCUUCAUGUCCACAAGUCGCGCAAGUGGACAUGCCUGCGGAGCCUGGAUCUGUUGAAAAGGUUGAGAGCUGUGGUUCUGCUGAGCCUAAGAGCCCCGGGAAAGACCCUCCCAAAGACAUGAUGUUGGAAUCCAAAGAUGUGAAGGCAGAAGACAGGCAGAGCGACACUCCGUCUCCUCCUGUGAGCGCCUUCUCCUCUGGUACCUCCACUACGAGUGACAUUGAAGUGCUCGACCAUGAGAGCGUCAUUAGCGAGAGCUCUGCCAGCUCAAGGCAGGAGACGGCCGAGGUUAAAGCAGGGCUGCACCUCAUGCAAGGCUCUUUCCAGCUCUUGUCUGCUUCGACGUGUAGCGAUUUCUCACGUCUGGACGACUAUCCGAAGCUGACGGAGAGCUGCGGGUCCUCUUCUGACGCCUUCGAGCGCAUCGACUCGUUCAGCGUGCACUCUUUGGAUAGCCGCAGCGUCAGCGAAGUCAACUCGGAUGACGAGAUCCCCGGUAGCAGAACUCUGGCAUCUGUUACCGCCGGAACCAGCCCGCUUCCGGCUCUUCCGGCACCACAGACCAUUCAGGAGCAGGAAGAGGCGGAGGGAGGGUUGACUGACUGUUUAAAGGAUCACUCGGUGGAUGAGAUGGAGGAGAGCGGGCGCAGCGCAACGCCGGUGAACUCCGAACAGCCAGAAGAGCUGCUGCAGGAGGAGCAGGAAACUGGGUCACAUUUCACUAUGUCUAAUGAAGGAACUGAACCUGAGGAGUCGCGUGACUUGCUGACAUCACCCAUAACUGAGGAGCAGAAAGGUGCCUCCACCUGCCAGCUCCUGGAGCUACAGAAGAUUGUUGACGAGCUGACGAGCAGACUUGAGAAACGAGAAGCCCAGCUGCUAGCUGUUAGUAAAGACAAGGCUCGUCUGGAGGAGGAAUGUGACAAUCUCAAAGAUGAGAUGAUCAGCCUGAAGGAAGAGAGCUCCAGCGUGCAGUCUCUUAAAGACGAGUUCACGCAGCGCAUCGCUGAUACAGAGAGGAAAGCUCAGCUCGCCUGCAAGGAGCGUGACAUCGCCAAGAAGGAAAUUAAGGGUUUGAGAGAAGAGCUGUCCACCAGGUUUAACUCCACUGAAACCCUGGAGCUGAUCAGAGAGAAGGAGGAACAGAUCAAAGGCCUUCUAGAAGAGGGCGAGAAGCUGUCCAAGCAGCAGCUGCAGCACUCCAACAUCAUCAAGAAGCUGAGGACCAAAGAGAAGGAGAGCGACACGAAGAUCUCCAAGCAGUCCAAGAAACUCAAAGAGCAAGAGGAUGAACUCAAUCAGCUGAAGCAGAUUCUAGAUGCGAAGGAGGAGCUGGAGAAACAGCACAGAGAGAGCAUUAAGCAGCUGAACUCUGCUGUGGAGCUUCAGGAGAAGGAAAUGAGCAGGCUGCAGACUGAAAACGAGGAGCUGCACGAGAAGAACCGCAGCCUGCAGGCUGCUUUGGAUGCCUCUUACAAGGAGCUUGCAGAGCUGCACAAGUUUAACGCUACAAAGGCUAGCGAGGCACAGGAGCUGGCUCUCAGCCGUGAGGUCCAGGCCAAGGAGGAGCUCAGCCUGGCAUUAGACCGAGCCCAGGAAGAGGCUCGCCUUCAGCAGGAGGCAUUAGCUAAUCAGGUGGCAGAUCUGAGGUUGGCUCUGCAGAGAGCGGAGCAGCAACAGGCCAGGAAAGAGGACUACCUGCGUGAGGAGAUCAGUGAGCUUCAGCAGAGGCUACAGGGAGCGGAGACCAGAAACCAGGAACUAAGUCAGAGCGUUACCUCGGCGACCAGGCCCCUCCUCAGGCAGAUCGAGAAUCUGCAGUCAACUCUGGGAUCUCACUCGGCAUCCUGGGAAAAAGUGGAGAAGAACAUCUCAGACCGCUUAGCCGAGGCUCAGGCCCAGCUUGCUGUUGCCGUAGAGAAGGAGCGCUCUGUGACUGAGGAACUGCAUGCCAUCAAGGCUCAGCUGGCUUCACUGGAGUCCCAGAAUUCCUCAAUGCGGCAGGAGAAGGGAAGGCUGCAGGGUCAGUUGGACGUGGAGAAGACUCGGCGCGAAAAGCUGGAGGACGACAGCAGCAGGGAACGUGUUGAACUGGAGAAUCUGAAAGGCGAGUACACUCGAGCUCUGGAAGAGGCCAGAAAGGAGAAGCUGCUGCUAACAAAUCAGCUUGAGAUGGAGAAAAUGAAGGUGGAGCAGGAGAAGAAGAAAUGCUACCUUGCACAAGAAGCCUUGAAGGAAAAGGAGCGAAAGGCGCUAAGUGCACCACUGAUUGAGCCUCCUGCAUCCUCCACUCCAUCUCUCUCUCGUUCCAGCUCCAUCAGUGGUGUGGAUACACACAGCGGCAUACACACGUCUCUGCUCUCCCACCAGGAAGAUUCUCCUGAUCACUCGUUCGCCUCUGUGACCCUCGGCGGGAGCAGCCUGUACGACGCGGCACGUCUAAGCGGAGGUUCCAGCAUCAUUGAGAACCUGCAAUCACAGCUCAAACUACGGGAGGGAGAAAUCGCACAGCUUCAGGUGGAGAUCUCAAAUCUUGAAAGGACUCGCUCUGCAAUGGCGGAAGAACUGGUGAGGCUGACUAAUCAGAACGAUGAUCUGGAGGACAAUGUGAAGGAGAUCCCCAGGCUCAGGGUGCAGCUCAAGGACCUGGAGCAGAGACACAACACCAUCCUGCAGAUGUACGGAGAGAAAGCAGAAGAGGCCGAGGAGCUGCGGCUCGACCUGGAGGACGUCAAGAAUAUGUACAAGACCCAAAUCGACGAGCUGCUCAAGAACCAGAAAUAGCCUCUUUUACACACAACAGGACAUCGAAGUGCAUUUACUGUAGACAAAUUAUCUGAUCGGUGGUGGGCAGGAGGUUCCACAAACGUUUGUGUUUUUCCUCAUUUGUGCUCUGUAUUUUCCUGGAUCAGUUUUAUAAUCUGUAGUUAUUUAUGGGAUUUUGGGAGUAGGCAUCUUAAACGUUAAUGCUUUUUUUUCCUCAGCGAUCCUUAGCGGACGUGAAACGGACAAGCUCUUUUCUCUUAGCGUGGAACUCGACUCCAUGGGCAUCAAUUUGCACUUUUAAGAUAACAUUUAAGAUAGAAGUUAAAGUUUUCCUCGCUCUGUGCUAAUUUAUACGUUGCAGGAGCAAUUUGAUAUAUUUGAAGCAUACACUUGGUCAGGACAAAGUAUGUGUUCAUGCCCCAUGGGGCAGAAUUAAUCCAAAUUUUGUUGGAGGGGAUGAAGUUAAAUUCCAGGCCAGAAAACUGUAAAACAGAAACCUUGGAUAAAAAAAAUUCUAGUCCGAUCCUUUGCACAACAGUAUUGCUGUUCUCAGUUGUUGUAGGCAUCUCUGGAUUGUGUGAUUAGGACAGAGCUAGAACACUAUCAAAAACACAUACUGCGACUUUAUAAAUUUCAGGCCUUGCACUUUACAGACAUCGUCAGUUCACUGCGAGCAAUGAAGGAACGCUGGCAGUCUCUAUAGGGUGCAAAGGACUAGAGAUAUAUUUCUUUUGGAAAGAAAGCUGUGCUCUCUUAAAAUACAUGGUCAUAACACUCGUGCAGUGAGAAUGACUGACUGUCUCAUCAAUACUUUCCUAUGUAAUCAUUACAGUUGUAAAGAAACAGAGCUCUAAUGGGUGUCCUCUUGUCUCUCAGCUGUUCUGUUCAUUCUCACUGGACACAUUGGCUUUCUAAUGAAAUGAUGAACAGAACAAAACAAACACAAUUAAGGUGUUGGACCACCACGAGCCUCUAAAACAACUUCGGUUCAACUUUGUGGCAUCAAUUCUUCCUAUCUUUGGACCUGUAAUAGAGCGACGAAGACCUUUCUUCAGGUCUUCAUCACGGACAAAGCGUCUGUAGUACGUCGUAUAUAGGACCGGCGGCGCUUUCCUGCAAAUGACAAACCCAUCAGGAGAGAAACGUUUCAUCACAGGAGAACUAAGCGGAUUCAGCAACAUAAAUAAACGCCCCUAUGUUGUAACAGAGCGACCGGUUUUUGUUUUUCUUUGUAUAUAUUUUUUUUAAGUUCACAUUUAUCUUGGGCUUGUGUAUAAUAUACAUGGAUAAGGUUCCAUUUUUGUGUAAAUGUGUAAAUAAAAUGAAUAUUGCCCUG